UGCCUGCCCUCCACUUCUCGGCAUGUUUCGGCUGCUCCGUGCAGCGCAUGCGCCCCGCUGCCGCUGUCCGCCUCAGCCCCGGGCGCUGCUACUGAUAAAGCUUCCUCCUCCCUCGCCUCCUCCAUCCCGGGACGUGCGCGCAGCCGCCGCUGCUGUUGUUGUUACCGCCGUGCGGCUUCCAGGAUCAGGGAUUUGCGGCGAGCACAAGGCGCAGGCUGGUUGGGGAUGGAGGAAGGUCGCCGGAAUGGCUCCUCGGGGCCCCCAGGAGCCUUCCAGCGGGAGCUAGGCCGCGCCUUCUCCUACUACAACAAGCAUCUAGCCAGGCUGCAGCGGAAUCUGCGGGAUACGGAGCGGUUCUUCCGGGACAUUAAGCACACGUACAGCGGGGGCCCCGGCGGACCAGACGCCGACAUUAAGGCUGCAGAUCUGGGCCAGCUGCAUUGCAUCACGUUUCCAAGGCAAGAGGAAGAUUACUUGAAGCUAACUGUGCGCUGCCGCCCAUGUAUAUUUGUCUUGGGACAAAACUGCAGUGCCCGAUGCAGAGUGCUUAAUGCUCUAUUAGGUGAUCAGCUGCUUCCAAUUGGUAAAGACUGUGACCCAGAGACUUGUAAGAGGAGGCGCAUUCGUUUUAGGUACGGGAAGCAGACAUUGGUGAGCUUGGCAUUGCCAGAGCAAUAUGAGCUUGUUCACCAAUUGGCUGCUCAUCAAGGCAAAUGGGAUACCAUUCCUGAGGAGGAUCUGGAGGUACCGGAGGAUGAAGAAGAUCCUGCACAUAGAUUGGCAGAGCUAGAAGUGACACUGCCUCACCAGUUCCUCCAGGAUGUUGACAUUGUGGUCUCUCCAUGUCGUGGUUCUCAACCUGCAGCUACUACUCUGGAGGAUUAUGUUGACCAUGUGCAGUCAGUAGUUGUCUAUGCAAUUAGUGGGGACCUUCUAAACUCUCAAGAUGAGGAGGAACUUGCGGAUAUCAAGACCAAGUACACACUCCCUGUGUUUUUUAUAAAAACCACUCCUAAAGGCAAAUUGAUAAGUGGUUCAGAUGGCAGUUGCUCUGCCCUGCAUGAGCAGUUGACAGAACUUGGGUACCUAAAAAAAGGUUUAUGUAGCUGCGGGGCUGCAGGGUCAGGUAGCCCAGCUCCCAAUGUGCUGGUUGAACAGUUUGAGAAGCUGCGUCAACUUGGUAGCUUCUCACGGCAAGUGCUUCAGAUGCACCUAGUUGAUGCAGCAAUGGUCCUUAACAUGGUGCACAGCCGUUGUUUAGACAUCUUUAUUAAUAAGGCCUUUGACAUGAGACGAGAUCUUCAAAUUACUCCUAGGAGACUGGAGUACACACGCCAGAAGGAGAGUGAGCUUUAUGAAUCUCUAAUGCGGAUCUCUGAUCGUAAACAGGAAGAGUUAAAGGACAUGAUUGUGGAAACUCUUAACAGCAUGAGAGAGCAACUCCUUGAGGAUGCAGCCAACAUGGAGUUUAAAGAUAUCUCCAUCCCACAGAACGGAGAGCCUCUCGGAGCACAGGAGGUAAAAAACUGCAUCUUUCAGAUCAAAGAGCUAAUCAUAUCACGGCUCAAUCAAGCUGUAGUGAGCAAACUCAUCAGUUCGGUGGACUAUCUACGGGAAAGUUUUGUGGGCACACUCGAGAGGUGUCUUCGUAGCCUAGAGAUGUCACAGAGAGAGUCCUCUUCGCACAUAACCAGCAACCACCUGAAACAGAUAUUGAAUGCCGCAUAUCAUGUGGAGGUGACUUUUAAUUCUGGAUCUACAGUCACGAGGAUGGUGUGGGAGCAGAUUGUUCAGAUUAUACAGCGUAUUACUUGGGUAAGUCCCCCUGCUAUAACCCCAGAGUGGAAACGGAAGGUGGCCCAGGAUGCUAUAGAAAGUUUGAGUGCUUCCAAGCUUGCAAAGAGCAUCUGCAGCCAAUUCUACAAGCGUCUCAAGAGCUCACAUGAAGCAUUCGCUGCAUCCCUCAAGCAGCUUGAGGUUGGUCAUUCUGGCAGGCUUGAGAAAACCGAAGAUCUUUGGCUAAAGGUUCGUAAAGACCAUGCCCCACGCCUGGCAAAGCUGUCGCUGGAGAGCAGGUCUCUGCAGGAUGUCUUAUUACAUGGCAAACCAAAGCUCGGGCGAGAGCUGGGAAGGGGACAGUAUGGAGUGGUGUACAUGUGUGAUAGUUGGGGUGGGCACUUCCCCUGUGCACUUAAAUCUGUAGUGCCACCAGAUGAGAAACAUUGGAAUGAUCUUGCUCUGGAAUUUCACUACAUGAGAUCUCUGCCAAAGCAUGAACGACUGGUCGAUUUGCAUGGUUCUGUCAUAGAUUACAGCUAUGGAGGAGGCUCAAGCACUGCAGUCCUGCUUAUCACAGAACGUCUCCAUAGAGACCUAUAUGCAGGUCUUAAGGCUGGACUUCCAGAAGAAACAUUGUUACAGAUUGCUUUAGAUGUGGUGGAGGGCAUCCGGUUUCUGCACAGCCAGGGCCUGGUCCACAGAGACAUCAAACUGAAGAAUGUUUUGUUGGACAAGAAGAACAGAGCAAAGAUCACUGAUUUGGGUUUCUGCAAACCGGAAGCUAUGAUGUCUGGCAGCAUUGUGGGAACUCCUAUACACAUGGCUCCAGAGCUCUUUUCAGGAAAAUACGAUAAUUCUGUUGAUGUUUAUGCAUUUGGCAUCCUGUUUUGGUAUAUAUGCUCGGGAUCAAUCAAACUUCCGGAAGCUUUUGAGAGAUGCUCAAGCAAAGACCAUUUAUGGAACAACGUAAGAAAAGGUGUGCGUCCAGAAAGGCUGCCUAUCUUUGAUGAGGAGUCCUGGAAGCUGAUGGAAGCAUGCUGGAAUGGGGACCCCUCUCAACGGCCGCUCCUGGGAAUUGUGCAACCCAUGUUGCAUGGCAUAAUGGACAGACUUUGCCACCGUCAAGAAUCUAACAAAACUCUAGAAGAUUCCACAUGAAUGCUUAAGUUCAGUAAAACUUCUGGCUCUAUUACCCUAGAAACAGACUGUUUAUCCUCCCUUACAGGAAAGGGUGAAAACUUCUACAGGCCAGCUUUCCUAGCUCUGUGCAUGCUGACCUGCAAUAGAAAGGAGACUUGUGGCAACUGAAGAUAAGCUAUUCAAUUUGCAUGGUUCUUGUUACCAUCUUCCAUGCUCACUCCAACAACAGUGUGGGGGUUAAGGUAGAUUUGCACAGCUCUGUGUGCCACAAGAUAAAAGUACCCAUGCAUUUUUUUAUGAUUUGUGCAUUCACAAGGCUCCAAAUGGUGUGAGAAACCAGCUCUUAUGCAUAUUAAUCUAAUGGAAGCUUGUGCAAACAGUAUAAAUCCUGUAUAUAUAUAUAUGGGUUUGCUUUCUUGACCAGCAUCAAUUUUACAUUUCCAAGGCCCAAUCCUUGCAAAAAAUAAUGCAAUUGGAUUGUACUGGGCAUGUCAACAACUCUAUAAAAUAUAUAUAUAUAUAUAUAUAUAUAUAUAUAUAUAUAUAUAUAUAUAUAUAAAAUAAAAAAAAAUUUUUUAAAUUAUCCUAUCCCCUUCCCAAACCUACUUUUCUCCCUUAAGAUUUUUCAUAAUAACGUUUCAUAAAACUUCUCCUCUAUGGACCAGAAAUCUAUUUAUCCUGCUUUGCUUUUCAUACCAAUGCUCUUCCUCCCCAAAAUGGUUUAGGUUUGUUUACCAUCCUUUAUACCAGUAGUACACUAAUAUGUGCAAUGAGUUGCAACCUGUCUUGAAUGUUAAUUCCUAAUGCUUGUAGAUCUAUUCAGCUCUUCUGUUUCUUUUUGUUGUUGCUUGCUUACUCUUUGAGUUAAAGAUGUUGCAAAUUUUAAAUGCACUCUUUUAAUGUUUACUUGUAUAUAUUUUCUGUCCAUUUUAAUUUUGUUUAAUGUUGACUCCACUCUAGUAGUAUUAAGGUUAUAUUAAGCAUAGGAUCCACUACUUAAACAUCCUGUAACUACAUGCCUUGUUACAUUAACCUAAACACCUGAUGUAUAAUGAAUCCACUAUUCCCACAUUCAAUGCUAUGCUUUGUGUAACCUCAAAUAGUGACAUUGUGCUGAGCAUCUUGGGUUAAAGCUAAAGGUUGCGCUUGUGAUAUGCAUUUGUUCAAGUAGUAAAAUGCUACUAAAAAAGGAUUUGGUGGUAAUAUUAUGUACUGUUACCAUUACAUUUUAGUUUGUAUAGUCUAAGAACACAAAGAACUAAGUGUGUAAACAAAAAAAAGUAUAAUUAAUAAAUAAAUUUAAGGUUCCAAGUAGUUUUCUAUACCAUCGCUGAAAAAAAAGUUUUUUUUUUUGUAGAAUUUUUUUUUUUACACCUUCAAUUUAUUAGUCAACUAUUUUAUUGAACACGAAGAUAAUAAAAGGUGCUUUUGUUAUUAAUCCAGUGUGUUGAGUUUCACGUGUAAUAAUCAGCAAUUGGGAGAUGAGUGCUGCAUUGAAGAGAAAUGAACAAUUGCUCUGUACUGUGAACUGCCGGCUUCACUCAUUUUUUAGGAAACCUAUGAACGCAUGGCUGAAGUGGACAGCAGCUUGUUGGGCAGAUGAGCAUUAUGAAUCCCCAGAAAAUGCCUUGAUUCUGAAAGUAUUUCCGUUACGGUCCCUUUCUAUAAACUUGUUUUACUACAUAAGAACACAAUUUAAAUAUUUACUUACAAACUGAGUCAUAUGUCCUAGUUAUUCAAGCAUUCAUGUAUAAAGACUUAAGUAUCUUGGCAGAGGCUUUAUGUAAUAUGCUGUUAGUAGUCCCUCUGGUCAGCAGACUGUUCAGAGGUCUGUAGAAGAGUAUGAGUGCUAUGGUAAGCACUCCUAUCUAGUGUUAUCAUUUAGCAAUAACCAACCUUUGUUAAAUAUCUUCUCUAGCAAAUGUAUAGAACCCAAAGCAAUACUACAAUUUUAAACAUACAUACUUUAUGGCAUUUGCUGGAUCUCUGAUGUCAUUGUAAUUUCAAAAGGCUUUUUAGCUAUCCCACUGGGCCUCUCAAGUUAUUUAUGCCAAUCUUGUGUGAACUCCCAUUCAUGGGAAUGUGACGUUCACCGUUCACUGUGUUUUGGCAACUACUUGCACUUGGCCUCUUGAAGCCAGGAAAGUGGUCACGGUAGAGUAUUGCGGGACUGUUACAGGUGCCUGCUAUCAUGUGCUUAUAAAGCAUGUACAGUGUGAACACCGAUUUAAGAUGCUUUUGCAGUUUAAUUGACUAAUAAACUUAAAAUGCAUCUUUUACAACAGGGUAGCGUUGUGAACGCUAGUAGCGUCCAUAAUUCAUGCAGAAGCUUCCUUCUUUCUACUAUGUAUGCCAAAUAUUUCUAAGUAUGGUUUAAAUGAUACAGCACGGAAACUUUGUGGUCUGGAAAAUGUUGACAGGGACAGAACUUAUAUAUAGGAACAAUAUUUGUAAUUUACAUAAUGUUUGUUAAAAUUAUGCUUUCUUAUACUGGAAUAACUUUAGUCUUCUGUUUUGUGUUCCUUUAUAAAUUCUACUGCAAAUAGUGAGUGGCUUUACUCUGCUAAAGGCAAACACUGUUUAAUUUAAGAGUUAAAUGGUGUCAGUCUAAAAUAAUUACCAGUAAUGUAAGUGUCCAUACCCUUGGAAGGGUUAAAAUAUUGGACAAACUAUAUAUAACAUGUAUUUAUAGUUGCCCCUUUCCUACUGCUUAUUGAAACUGUAUUAUAGCAUAUGUAAUGGGCCCUACACACUGGCCGACAUCCCUGCACGAUAUGAACGAUCUCGUUCAUUAAUGAGCGAGAUAACGUUCAUAUCGUGCAGUGUGGAGGCACCAGCGAUGAACGAUGCGCGGCCCCGCGCCCGUUCAUCGCUGGUGCCCUGUCGGCUGUGCAUGCAGGCUAAUAUGGACAAGAUCGUCCAUAUUUGCCUGCACGUCGACGGGGGGAGUGAAGAAACUUCUCUCCCCCCGUCACUGCCUCCCCGCCGCCGGGUCACCUGUCUGCCGUAUCGGUGGUCAGGCAGCUCGGCGGCACAUUGCCGAGUCUGUAGGGCCAAUAACACUGGGUGCUAUCAGAGUUACCACUAUGUAUAUCGCAAGGUAUCAACUAUUUACUCCCAAUAAACAUGCCUUAAGUUAGACCUGUUUUAGUAUCCGUGUUUACAUAUAAACUUUUGUUAAAUGUGGUGUAUGAAUGAACAUAUUCUAACUGGGGUAUUCAAUUGUUUGAAAAGUCAGUUGGGUGUCUGUUUUUUCCUAUCUAAUAGACCGGAAAAAACACACCCAACCAACUUUUCAAACAUUUGAAUUCCCCCCUAAAUGUGCACUCCUAACUGGUAAACCUAAUAUAAUAAAGUAAAGUACCACAGGCAUGCACAUUUUGUGGCAUCUGUGGCUUUAAGCAGUUCGUUCUGCAAGAAUAGCAUUAAGAAGCGUACUGUAGAAGGUAUUGCAAUUCCAGGUAGGAUUUGGUAGAAAACAUCAGUGAAUUGUAAUGUGAUGCAGGCUUAAUUUUGUAUACCAGUGUUGUGUUUUUACAGCUCAUAAGUAUGCAGGGUUCCAGGUGACCCUGCUUCCAGGAUAAGGCCCUGUGUACUGAACCAUCAUAUUCUAUUCUACCGUAUACAAGCCUAUUGACAGGCUACAUUCAAUCAGCAACUACUAUAAAUGUUUCCAUGUCUUUAAUUAUAAGUAAAUAAAUGACAGCAUCUUAACUCUAAGUACAAAUAUCCUAUGUCUUCUGUGUUUUUGAAAAUUUCGGCCCAGCUUUAGAAAUGCAGUAAAAGAUCACAUGGUACUUAUAGCAGGUGUAUUAUGUGUUUUUUGUUAAUACUGUAUGAGCUCCUACACAUUUUUUUUCUCAUACAGGUACUCUUUCUAGUCUGGCUUACAAACUCUCCUAAUUACUGGUCUGAUUAUAGAAAUAUUGUACUUAGAGGGGUAGAGAUUUCGCUGCUCUAUCACAAGUGUUAAUUUUUCUCCCCUACCCCUUAAUUCCAAAAAUGUUUACAUGUGUGUUUUGCACUUUGAGAGAAUCGGGAUCUAUGGCUGCAUUCCCUUUUUUUUUGUUUGUAUAUAUAAUUUUCAAUACAUACAAUAUCGCACUUAUGCAGUGAUCCCUCACUCCACCCUGUUACACCCAUAAUGAAUAAUGAGGAUAUAUUAACUUGUUUUGAAAGUGUAACUUGGGCUAUCCAAAAUAUAAAAAAUGUUGAAGACUUUUCAGAAUUGCAAUUACGGUCAGAAUUAAUGUUUAACUUUUAAAAUAAAGGUGUAAUGUUAAAUGUAGCGUUAACAACUAGACUGUUUUUAAAGUUUAAAAUUACUGUAGUCAUGAAAAACAUACUUUUGUGGCUCAUGUAUUUUAAUGUAGGGAAAAUGGUCUAAAUAAAAAUGUGGACCCUGCCACCCAUGCAUUUCUUCCUUAAGUACUUGGUUCACUUUUGUGGCGCAUGUACAGAGUUGGUCAUCCUACAGACUGCAAGCCCACACUCUGGCGUUAAAUAAUACCUGUUGUACUCUGAAUUUCUGUGCUUCUGCCCCUCUCAUCAAGAACACUAAAUAUCCUUAUUCUGACUGUAAUUGUGUAUUUUAUAAUACAGGUUGAGUAUCCCAUAUCCAAAUACUCCGAAAUACGGAAUAUUCCGAAAUACAGACUUUUUUGAGUGAGAGCGAGAUAGUGAAACCUUUGUUUUUUGUUGGCUCAAUGUACACAAACUUUGUUUAAUACACAAAGUUAUUAAAAAUAUUGUAUUAAAUGACCUUCAGGCUGUGUGUAUAUGAAACAUAAAUGAAUUGUGUGAAUGUACACACACUUUGUUUAAUGCACAAAAUUAUAAAAAAUAUUGGCUAAAAUGACCUUCAGGCUGUGUGUAUAAGGUGUAUAUGAAACAUAAAUGCAUUCUGUGCUUAGACUUGGGUCCCAUCGUCUUGAUAUCUCAUUAUGGUAUGCGAUUAUUCCAAAAUACGGAAAAAUCCGAUAUCCAAAAUACUUCUGGUCCCAAGCAUUUUGGAUAAGGGAUACUCAACCUGUACUCUGCCAUUAGUUCAGAUUUUUAAAAAAAUACUAUGUAAAAUAUUUAGACUUCACACUGUAUUGUACAAUUUAUCAUUAAACUCCUUAACUUGA
Molecule: messenger RNA, 8048 nt
Organism: Pseudophryne corroboree (corroboree frog)
Lineage: Eukaryota; Metazoa; Chordata; Amphibia; Anura; Myobatrachidae
Gene: DSTYK
Product: dual serine/threonine and tyrosine protein kinase
Exons: 13
Coding region: 226-2937 (903 amino acids)
Biological process (GO): positive regulation of ERK1 and ERK2 cascade; protein phosphorylation; positive regulation of fibroblast growth factor receptor signaling pathway
Cellular component (GO): cytoplasm
Molecular function (GO): ATP binding; protein kinase activity
Source: RefSeq, a predicted model, not a curated record